AUUUUCGCUAUUCCCAGGUUGUUCUAAACCGUAUAUGUCGGUCACAUAUCGCUUAAGCGAUAUCUGUCAAAAGUGAAAUUUUGUAGCGAUUUUGGUGAUCGUCCGCAGAAUUUCUGAGCAAUUUUGGGAAACCUAAGAAAUGGCGGACCCAAAAUAUUCUGAGUUAGCCGGAAAUGCAUAUGAUCAACUUGAUGAUGCUAAACUGGUCUACGAGACAAGUGAUCUACCAGAAUCAGAGCAAAUGCCAAUGUAUUGUGAGGAUGAACCUGACAGCUCCUGUGUGGAACAGUUACAUAUCAGUGCUAAAGAAGCAUUCAACAAGUUUAAAGGCAAACAAAUCAUUGGGGAACAUGUUGAUUUCUCAGAUCGCUUAUCAUACAAACCUAGGACAGGAUACAAAUUUGGAGAUUGGGAUUGGGAACUAGUUAGUCAAGGUGAAAAGGAAUCUCCUUUACAGAAAUACCAACGAUUGCAAUGUGAAGUUAAAGAAUUGUAUGAAGAAGUGAAUGAGUUAAAAGAAAAAUCUAAAGAUGAGCAAGAAAUCAAGUCUGCAAGUGAAAUAAUCUCUCAAACACAGCAAAUAGAAAAGCAAUUAGUCUCUUUAAAACUAGAGGAAUGUCUAGGACCUGAUGUUGUGGCAAGUUUAUCAGAUCCACAAGGCACUACACUUAAGCAACUCAUAUCACAGAUAGAGUUGUUUAAGCAAACUAACGUGCCUGCAUCUAAGUCAUCAUCAGAGGAUACAAAAAUGGAUGAAUCGGCUGAACCUGGUAUUCUGAAGUAUCAGAUGAUGUACCUUCCGGAAAAGGCAAGAAUGCAAGAAGUUGCUAGGGUUGCACAACUUGAACAGAGACUUUGUUGUUUGGAAAAUCUUAUAGGUACAAGUAAUGACAAGCUUUCUAAAUUUUCACAGUAUCUGAAGUCCCAAGGCAUAAUGGAUGCUGUGCAACAACUAGAGGCAAAAGCUUCUUUGCUAGAUGUUAAUCAAUUGGAUACCAUUGAAACUAGAUUAGGUACAUUAAUUUACAGGAUGGACAGCAUUGCACAGAAAAAGGCAGCAGUGACACAAGAUUCAGAACAAGAACAAAAAAUUGCAGAAAUGUAUGAAAUAAUGAAGAAAACAGAUGCUAUAUCGCAAAUUCUACCGCAAACUGUAAACAGGCUAUUAGCACUCAAUGAGAUUCAUCAACAAGCUGCUACUUUUAGUAAAGCUUUGAUGAGAUUAGAAGAACUGCAAGCAGAAAUCACGUCGGGGUUAGAAAGCAAUAAAUCACUAUUGAAAGGAGUGCAGGAGAGUUUUGCCUCUAACAUGGAAAUCAUAAAAAGUAACAUAGCAUUACUGGACGAACGUGUUAAAAAGUUCAAGAAGUGAUUGAAUGAACGUAUUAAAUCUAGUUACGAAUAUAUUGCUAGCUUGAUUCCAUUUUCUCAAAUCGCUUUAUUUGGUAUAUACACACUCCUAUAAUAUUAAAUUAUUGUUUAUUAUUAUUGUAUAUUAUUUAAUUUAAUUUGUAAGUUUUUUUGAUCAUAUGCAAUUGCUUCAUUCAUUAACUUUUAAAUACUUUGGAUAUGAAUAUAUUUUUUGCAAUGGUAGUAUAUAAAAUAAUAUAAGCCUUCUAUCUGAACAUCAUUUUGGUGUAAUGCACAAGCGAGAAGUAUAUAUGUUCAUAUAUAAAGCAUGUGAACUAAAAUAAAUUGGAAAUCUAGUAAAAAAA
Messenger RNA from Harpegnathos saltator (Jerdon's jumping ant), 1715 nucleotides. It is a transcript of the gene DCTN2-p50, whose product is annotated as dynactin subunit 2. Bases 140 to 1372 code for a protein of 410 amino acids. The record is from RefSeq and is a predicted model, not a curated record. The transcript is spliced from 9 exons. Gene Ontology annotation, cellular component: dynactin complex. NCBI's taxonomy places the organism in Eukaryota, Metazoa, Arthropoda, Insecta, Hymenoptera, Formicidae. Gene Ontology annotation, biological process: microtubule-based process.